AUGUGGACUUAUAUGUUUGUCGUGUGUGUAACAGGUGUGUUUGGUGAUAAAGUGACAUCAGUGUCAGUGAUGGAGGGAGAUUUUGUUACUCUACACACUGAUAUUACUAACAUACAGAGAGAUGAUCACAUAGUGUGGAUGUUUGGACCUCAAGGGAUUCUUAUAGCUGAAUUCUACAAGGAGAGUAUUAAAAUGUAUGGCUGUAAUGAGAUAUCUAAAGACAGACUGAAGCUGGACAGUCAGACUGGAUUUCUCACCAUUGCAAACAUCAGAGUUACAGACUCUGGACUUUAUGAACUAAAGAUCUUCAGUGACAGAGGAAAUUCAGACAAGAGAUUUAAUGUUACUGUCUAUGGUGUGUUUGGUGUUGAUGGAGAUGAAGUGAAGUCAGUGUCAGUGAUGGAGGGAGAUUCUGUUACUUUAAACACUGAUAUUACUGAACUACAGACACGUGAUCAGAUAGUGUGGAUGUUUGGACCUCGAGAGACUCGUAUAGCUGAAAUCUAUAAGAAAAGCAUUGAUAUGUAUGACAGUGUUGAGAUAUUUAGAAACAGACUGAAGCUGGACAGUCAGACUGGAUCUCUCAUCAUAACAAACAUCAGAACCACAAACGCUGGACUUUAUAAAUUACUGAUCAUCAGUAACAGAGGAACUUCAUACAAGAGAUUUUAUGUGGAUGUCAAAGGUGUGUUUGGUGUUGAUGGUGAUGAAGUGAAGUCAGUGUCAGUGAUGGAGGGAGAUUCUGUUACUCUACACACUGAUAUCAUUGAAAUACAGAGUCGUGAUCACAUACUGUGGAUGUUUGGACCUCAAGAGACUCGUUUAGCUGAAAUAUAUCAGGAAAGAAUUCAUAUGGAUGACAGUUGUGUUGGGAUGUACUACAUUACCCAUAAGGCAUUUGGGUGUAUGACGUAA
Molecule: messenger RNA, 915 nt
Organism: Misgurnus anguillicaudatus (oriental weatherfish)
Lineage: Eukaryota; Metazoa; Chordata; Actinopteri; Cypriniformes; Cobitidae
Source: RefSeq, a predicted model, not a curated record